This is a messenger RNA of Monosiga brevicollis MX1, 1354 nucleotides long. RefSeq lists its product as uncharacterized. Gene Ontology annotation, cellular component: chromosome; nucleus; cytoplasm. The transcript is spliced from 3 exons. Lineage: Eukaryota; Choanoflagellata; Craspedida; Salpingoecidae. The annotation marks the transcript as partial. Gene Ontology annotation, biological process: double-strand break repair via homologous recombination. Gene Ontology annotation, molecular function: four-way junction helicase activity; 3'-5' DNA helicase activity. The record is from RefSeq and is a predicted model, not a curated record.
AUGUUUGUCCGCGUGGGAUCCGAAUCGCUACACGGAAAGGUCUGCUUUCAGCGCAUCCGCACCGUGGUGAUGGACGAGGCGCACACGCUCAUCUCGGAUGCCAGCUACCGAGAUGUGAUGGACGAAGUCGCAGCCAGUGUGGGUUCUGGCGGAUGGACCAACAUCAAACGCGUGGCGUUGACGGGCACACUUUGCAUCGGGGACCAGGAGCAUCUGUUUCGAAAGCUGGGUCAGCAAGUCGGGGGCAAGGUGUACCGUCUGGAGACGAUGCGUCGCGAUCUGCAGCUGCGUGUGCUUCACGGAAACCAGCUAAACUUUUUGUCGCAUGUGCAAGCCAUUGUGGACACGCAGCGGGUGAUGCGUCAGGCGAAUGGGAAGCGUGUGCACAUGAUGGUCUUUUGUGACACCGUGAACGAGGUGAAGCUGCUGUGUGACCAGCUGCACGCAUACGGCUACAUGGCCUUGCCCUACUACACCGACCUGGAGGAGAAGGCGCAAAAGGACCAUGUGGCACAGUGGCAACGGGGUGAAUGCGACGUCAUUGUGGCCACCAGCUGUCUCAGCACGGGCGUGGAUCUGCUCACCAUUCGCCACGUGCUGUGGUAUGGCAACGGCUACAACGUCUAUACGCUGGCCCAGGCAUUUGGUCGGGCUGGUCGCGAUAAACAGGGUGGAACUGCCGAGCUGUGGCUACCAGUGAGACGUGGGCCAGCACCGGGCAUGGAAAAGAACGCACAGCGCCUGGAGCCAGCAAUAGCUGCGCGCCAGCAGCGCGCUGCCCAAGCGUUGAGUGUGGGGCAUGUGGAAGCAGAGCCCGAGGCGAUGGCGGAGGAGGAAGAUGUGUUGUCCGAGCCACCUGCAGCACAGCUCGAGGAAGAAGAAUCGAUCGGGCCAGAGUCCGCUUUGGAUGUAACUUCAGCAUCGAACGUUGACACGGCAGCAUCACCAGGACCAGGUGCCGUUGCGGCGCAGUCGAGCAGAAGCACUCCACGUGCCCAGGACACGGCUGUGGUGGCGACAAAUGGAGGGCCAACGACGGAUGCUGCUGUGCCACGGAUACAGACGAGUGCUGCUUGGAUUGAUGAGGCAGAUACAGCAUCCAUGUCGGUGCCAGCUUCACCCAUGGUCUCUGAUGCUGAUGGCGAGGCGCCUUUACAGCAAGACGCGCGUGGCCCGGCGCAAACCACGAUGGCAGAGGACGAGAGCACGCCACAGCCAGUCAUGCAGUCAGCAGCACAGCCAACCCCCACGAAACACGCGCCAACCCCGUCGGCCUCGAUCAUUUGCGUGCCAGUACCAUCGGCCUCGGGUUCAACCUCGUCUCCGGCGCGAUCGGCUGCAAGCUCAGCCUCGG